Cyphellophora europaea CBS 101466 is the source of this 1542-nucleotide messenger RNA. Its product is annotated as glycerol kinase. The transcript is spliced from 3 exons. The record is from RefSeq and is a predicted model, not a curated record. Lineage: Eukaryota; Fungi; Ascomycota; Eurotiomycetes; Chaetothyriales; Cyphellophoraceae. The coding region runs from base 1 to 1542 and encodes 513 amino acids. Gene Ontology annotation, cellular component: mitochondrion. Gene Ontology annotation, molecular function: glycerol kinase activity. Gene Ontology annotation, biological process: glycerol-3-phosphate biosynthetic process; triglyceride metabolic process; glycerol metabolic process.
AUGGGUAGUGUCGCAGAAUCCUUCAUCGGGUCAAUCGACCAAGGUACCACCAGCAGCAGGUUCCUCAUCUUCAACAAACACGGAGACCCCGUUGCGUCUCACCAGAUAGAGUUUAAGCAGAUCUACCCACACCCUGGUUGGCACGAGCAUGAUCCCCUAGAGAUCAUCGAUUCUGUCGAAAAGUGUAUCGAUGGCGCAGUUGCAGCCUUCGAGCAACAGGGUCAUUCCGUGAACAGCAUCAAAGCCGUCGGCAUCACCAACCAACGUGAGACCACCGUGGUCUGGGACAAGACUACGGGUGAACCUCUAUACAAUGCGAUCGUCUGGACGGAUACGAGAACGCAGGCCUUGGUGAGGAGGCUCAAGCUGAGGCUUGGUGCAGACAAGCUCCAAGACCUCUGCGGUCUUCCUCUUUCAACAUAUCCUUCCGUGGGCAAACUCCUCUGGUUCAUCGAGAAUGUGCCUGCAGCAAAGGAGGCAUACGAGAAGGGUAACCUCUGCUUCGGUACCAUGGAUACAUGGCUCGCCUUCCGACUCAACGGCGGUAUUAAGCGUAAUGUUUUCGUCACCGACCCCAGCAAUGCAUCAAGGACCAUGUUUAUGAACAUUCACACUCUCAAAUACGACGAUUCCUUGAUCGACUUCUUCCGUGUGGACCCAAGCAAAGUCCAUCUGCCUGAGAUUGUCCCGUCUGCAGAUAAGACCAAGUAUGGUUCACUGGCGUCUACAAGAUUGACAGGUGUGCCCAUCACCGGAUGUUUGGGCGAUCAGUCUGCAGCACUGGUGGGUCAGAAAGGGUUCAACGAAGGCCAAGCGAAGAGCACUUAUGGAACAGGGUCGUUUCUGCUCUACAAUGUUGGUGAGGAGCCUGUCAUCUCGACCCACGGCCUCCUGACUACCGUCGCCUUUGACUUCGGAGGCAACACCAAGCCCAUGUACGCCCUAGAAGGCAGCAUCGCAGUGGCCGGAUCGAGUGUCAAGUUCAUGGUCGACAACCUGGGCUUCGCUGAAUCGUCAAGCAAGAUCAGUGCGCUCGCCGAAACGGUCGAAGACAGUGGCGGAGUGACCUUCGUAACUGCUUUUAGCGGUCUGUUCGCACCCUACUGGAUCGACGAUGCUCAAGGCACCAUCUUCGGCAUUACUGCGUACACGCAGCGAGGGCAUAUUGCCCGUGCCACGCUUGAGGCUACCUGCUUCCAAACCAGGGCGAUCUUGAACGCGAUGGAGAAGGACAGCAAGAAGGCCCUCACAGAGCUUGCCGUUGACGGCGGUAUGUCUAACUCGGAUCUGACUAUGCAGAUUCAGUCCAACCUCAUUGGUAUCCCAGUCAAUCGCCCUGCGAUGCGCGAAACCACUGCCCUCGGCGCAGCUAUUGCUGCUGGCAUCGCUGUGGGAACCUGGAAGAGCAUCGAUGAGCUCAGGGAGGUGAAUACGCAAGGUGCAACUAUCUUCAGGCCUGAAAUCCCCAAAGAGAACAGUGACAAACGUUUUGCCCGUUGGACCAAGGCCGUGGAGAUGAGCAAGGGCUGGCUCGGUGAUUGA